AUGGAUUCGAGAGGAAGGACUUCCCAGAGUGGUGGUUACGCACACAGCAACAAUAACAACAACAACAACAAUAAUAAUAAUAAUAACAGCAAUAGUAACAAUAAUAACAUUAAUAGCAGUAGCAACAACGGAAACGGGCCUGUCUCUAACGGAAGAGCUAACGGAAAGCAAAGACUCACAGCAGCACAGCAACAGUACAUCAAGAAUCUCAUAGAGACGCAUAUCACCGACAACCACCCUGAUUUGCGCCCCAAGAGCCAUCCGAUGGAUUUCGAAGAGUAUACAGAUGCAUUCCUGAGAAGGUACAAGGACCACUUUCAAUUGGACGUCCCCGACAGCCUAACACUGCAGGGAUACCUUUUGGGCUCCGAACUGGGCGCAAAGACAUAUUCAUACAGAAGGAACACCCAGGAGAAGCACGAUAAAAGAAUACACAAGAAGGACCUGGCCAAUGUGGUGAGAAGGCAUUUCGAUGAGCAUUCCAUUAAAGAGACUGACUGCAUACCGCAAUUCAUAUAUAAGGUGAAAAACCAGAAGAAAAAAUUCAAGAUGGAAUUUCGGGGCUGA
Messenger RNA from Saccharomyces kudriavzevii IFO 1802, 567 nucleotides. It is a transcript of the gene SAP30, whose product is annotated as Sap30p. NCBI's taxonomy places the organism in Eukaryota, Fungi, Ascomycota, Saccharomycetes, Saccharomycetales, Saccharomycetaceae. The record is from RefSeq and is a predicted model, not a curated record. Gene Ontology annotation, molecular function: transcription coregulator activity; protein binding. The transcript has a single exon. The coding region runs from base 1 to 567 and encodes 188 amino acids. Gene Ontology annotation, cellular component: histone deacetylase complex. Gene Ontology annotation, biological process: regulation of DNA-templated transcription.